This is a messenger RNA of Cantharellus anzutake, 444 nucleotides long. RefSeq lists its product as uncharacterized. The record is from RefSeq and is a predicted model, not a curated record. The transcript has 3 exons. Lineage: Eukaryota; Fungi; Basidiomycota; Agaricomycetes; Cantharellales; Hydnaceae. Bases 1 to 444 code for a protein of 147 amino acids.
AUGAACCACUUGAAUGGGCAACCUUGGUUGGAAGGUAUGCGAACCCAUGGGAACAUUCUGGGCAAGCAGCUCACCCAGAAUCUUCCCAUGGUACCUAAUAUGGAAACUCAGGAAAGACCCAACAACUGCAUAGUUCUCAGGCUCCUUUUUGUAGCAGCCUCACAGGGGGUUGAGAAGGUUACCCUUCUUCUCAACUCAUUCCCUGUGAAGGCAAGUGUAAUUACCUACUUCCUAAUGUGCAGCAACUCAUUCCCUGUGAAGCCCAGGGCAAGUCCCCUCAGCAACUUUGAGGAAUUAGUGGCUGGAGAAGACUCUCCAGUGCCACUCCCAGACCUCAUUGCUACGUCCCCUCUGGACGAAGGAUGGACCCUGACAGCGAUGGGUGGAUGGGUGGGUGAACGGAUGAUGAUGGCAGAUUGGUCUGAAGGUGGACUUGCAGGGUAG